Closterium sp. NIES-65 is the source of this 1239-nucleotide messenger RNA. The record is from the annotation of a GenBank genome assembly. Lineage: Eukaryota; Viridiplantae; Streptophyta; Zygnematophyceae; Desmidiales; Closteriaceae.
AUGAGGGCGCAUUCGUAUUGCCUGUCAGAUCGUCCCCUGCUCUCCAAUUUCCGUCUUCACCUCCUCGUUUUCCCUGAAGCUCGAAAACUCACUUCGCGACAAGCGCGGCAGCCUGCCAACCGUCCUUCCCCCCCUUGCGUCUCCGAGCCAUCUCCCGCAUCACCCCUCACCGCCACGUGGCAUCUGCUUGCAUUUCUCCUUCUCCCGCAUAUCUCCCCUCCCCUCCCCUCCUCCCCGCAUAAGCCCCCCACAACACCUAAUACCCGGUCCCCGUCCUCCAUUGUCUUUCAUGCACGUACAGUUCUCUCUCGGCCCCCUGGGGGAGGCCCCGGCGGACCUGGCGGACCAGGUGGUCCUGGCGGACCUGGCGGAUACGGCGGGCCUGGCGGAUUCGGCGGACCCGGCGGACAGGGCGGAGGAGGUCCGCCUAAUGGCGGUCCCCCUGGUGGCGGCGCCGGCGGACAAGGGGGCCCAGGGGGGCGGGGGGGGCCAGGCGGACAGGGGGGCCCAGGCGGACCACCUGGCGGCCCGCCCAUGGGGCCUCCGCCGGUGUUCGGCCCGUUAAACCUGAAGGUUGUGGGCAAUCUGACCGCCGCUGGUGGCGCUCGACUCGCCAACUGCUCCACUGCAUUCCCCACGGAACACGCGGAUUUCCGAUUCGGCAUCUUCAAGAACGACAGUGGCAACUACAACAUUGUGUUCCAGGCCAUGCUGGUGGACGCAACUGGAGGCCCGCCCGAUUCCCUUGCAAUCACCCAGGGCGCUGCGUGCGACGCCGCGGCCACGUCUUUCCUCUCCCUCCCCAUCGCCACCACCGAUUGGAUCGUCCACUCUGGCUGGUGGCUGCUGCACUCCGAAAUGCGCCUUGACGGAUUUCUGGAGAACGCAGAUCCGGCUACGCUGACAACCCUGCUCGCCGCGAUUCCCAGCAUUCCCGAUAGUGCAGUUACUUCUACCGGUGGAGCUUCUGGGAACCGGCGCAAGGGCAUGGAGAGUGGUGUUCAGGGGAGGAUGCUGCUGUUUGACCUGUUUAAGUCCCUUGGGAAGGCCGUGGGGGGGGCGAAGAAGAAGAACCAGGGAGGCAAGAAGAAUUCUGCUAAGGGCUCGGGCAACAUGGGUGAGCCGCUUACUGUGACCGGGUAUGCUGUGCUGGCUGCGAGCUCCGCUUCUGGUGCCACAUGGGGUGCCGAGCUCAAGGGUGUGUUGGUGCCAGAGGCUCCCCUGGCCCCAAUCCCGUGA